Molecule: messenger RNA, 724 nt
Organism: Cygnus atratus (black swan)
Lineage: Eukaryota; Metazoa; Chordata; Aves; Anseriformes; Anatidae
Gene: CNTF
Product: ciliary neurotrophic factor
Exons: 2
Coding region: 1-591 (196 amino acids)
Biological process (GO): ciliary neurotrophic factor-mediated signaling pathway; positive regulation of tyrosine phosphorylation of STAT protein; positive regulation of axon regeneration
Cellular component (GO): axon
Molecular function (GO): growth factor activity; cytokine activity; ciliary neurotrophic factor receptor binding
Source: RefSeq, a predicted model, not a curated record
AUGGCAGCAGCAGACACCCCCUCGGCCACCACCCUCCGGCGCCGCGACUUGUGCAGCCGCGGCAUCCGCCUGGCCAGGAAGAUGCGUUCGGACGUUGCCGACCUCCUGGACAUCUACGUGGAACGGCAGGGCUUGGACGCCUCGGUCAGCGUGGCGGCGGUGGAGGGGGUGCCGGCGGCGGCAGCGGAGCACUGGAGCGAGCAGACGGGGACCCAGCGGCUCCUGGACAACCUGGUGGCAUACCGGGCCUUCCGCACGCUGCUGGCCCAGAUGCUGGAGGAGCAGCGGGAGCAGCUGGGCGAUGCCGACGCCGCGCUGGGCCGGGCGCUGGCAGCCGUCCUGCUGCAAGUCUCGGCCUUCGCCUACCACCUCGAGGAGCUGCUGGAGCUGGAGAGCCGCGGGCCCGCCGGCGACGAAGGGGAUGGGCCCCCCGCGCCCCCUCGCCUCAGUCUCUUUGAGCAGAAGCUGCGGGGCCUGGGGGUGCUGCGGGAGCUGGCCCAGUGGGCCGUGAGGUCCGUGAGGGACCUGCGGCAGCUCGCCCGGCCCGGCCCCGGUGCCGGCUCAGCCCCUGGCCUGGCCGAGGGCCAGUGAUGGCCGCGUGGGGUGCAGGGAGCCUGGGUCUGGUUAGGGUUUAGCCGGGGGGGUUCCAUCCAGCAGGACUCCUUUCCCACCCCUGCCGAGGGCUGCUCACAGUCACAGGGGAUUUUGGGGUGGGGGGCGGACG